Ctenocephalides felis (cat flea) is the source of this 461-nucleotide messenger RNA. RefSeq names its product small VCP/p97-interacting protein (gene Svip). Bases 94 to 339 code for a protein of 81 amino acids. The record is from RefSeq and is a predicted model, not a curated record. NCBI's taxonomy places the organism in Eukaryota, Metazoa, Arthropoda, Insecta, Siphonaptera, Pulicidae. Gene Ontology annotation, biological process: positive regulation of autophagy; negative regulation of VCP-NPL4-UFD1 AAA ATPase complex assembly; negative regulation of retrograde protein transport, ER to cytosol. The transcript is spliced from 3 exons. Gene Ontology annotation, cellular component: endoplasmic reticulum membrane.
UAUGUCGUUGACAGAUGACAUUUAUGUUUGUAUUUUUAGAGAAAUAUUUCUAAAACUUAGUAUUGCUUUGCUUUUAUUAAUGGAUUUAUUAUAAUGGGUUUGUGCUCGUCGUGUUUCAAUCCUACUUCAGAUGAAAUACCUCAGCCAGAUAUGGCUAUCCGAAGGGCCCAAAUGGCAGAAGCUGCAGAGAAAAGGCGAAUAGAAAAUGAAUCUCGUGGAAUUAAAGAUAUUGAUAAAGUUCGGAGGCAACAGCAGAAAGCAGCCGAGUUAGAAAAACGUCAGAAUGAAAUAGAUAGACAAGGAGGCGGUGGAGAUCUUUUACGAUGGCAACAAGAUUGAACUGCAGUAACAAGCAUUUGAUGUGUUCAUUAUAAUAAUAUAUUACAUGAUUUUUGAAAUUAUUUAUAUGUUGUUUUCAAUUAUUUAUUUUAUUGAUGUUGUUAAAUUGUUAUAGAAACUUU